Molecule: messenger RNA, 764 nt
Organism: Urocitellus parryii (Arctic ground squirrel)
Lineage: Eukaryota; Metazoa; Chordata; Mammalia; Rodentia; Sciuridae
Gene: Nme1
Product: NME/NM23 nucleoside diphosphate kinase 1
Biological process (GO): CTP biosynthetic process; GTP biosynthetic process; UTP biosynthetic process
Molecular function (GO): nucleoside diphosphate kinase activity
Source: RefSeq, a predicted model, not a curated record
GUAUGUGUUCCCCUGUGCCCGGCUAAUCUCCCAUUCUUGACCCUCUUGGAAACCAAUACAAACAGUGUGGAGGUUGGGUGAGAGCCAAUGAUCGGUUCAGAAGGACAGAGAUGAAAAUGACCAUGGCCAACAAUGAACGCACCUUCAUUGCCAUCAAGCCUGAUGGGGUCCAGAGGGGUCUUGUGGGAGAGAUCAUCAAGCGUUUUGAGCAGAAAGGAUUCCGUCUUGUUAGUCUGAAAUUAAUGCAGGCUUCUGAAGACCUUCUCAAGGAACACUACAUCGACCUAAAGGACCGUCCUUUCUUCUCUGGCCUGGUGAAGUACAUGCACUCUGGGCCAGUGGUUGCCAUGGUCUGGGAGGGACUAAAUGUGGUGAAGACAGGCCGAGUGAUGCUCGGGGAGACCAAUCCUGCUGAUUCCAAGCCUGGGACCAUUCGUGGGGACUUUUGCAUCCAAGUUGGCAGGAACAUUAUCCACGGCAGCGAUUCUGUGGAGAGUGCAGAGAAGGAGAUCAGCUUGUGGUUUCAACCUGAGGAACUGGUGGAUUACAAGAGUUGUGCACAGGACUGGAUUUACGAGUGACAGGAGGGCAAGCCACCAUGCUUUGCUUGUCUACUUCCCACCAUUCCCAUGGGCAGGGGACCAGACUAUAGCAAAUCUAGUUAUUUCUGGAAUAAAUAAGAGUUUCUCCAAGGGAACUCUUGAGCUGUGAGUACUCCCUGUACAGUGUUAUGUGCUACCAUCAGAUUAAAAUGUUUCAUCUCA